Messenger RNA from Emys orbicularis (European pond turtle), 3071 nucleotides. It is a transcript of the gene GTF3C3, whose product is annotated as general transcription factor IIIC subunit 3. Gene Ontology annotation, molecular function: protein binding. The record is from RefSeq and is a predicted model, not a curated record. Gene Ontology annotation, biological process: transcription by RNA polymerase III. Bases 55 to 2700 code for a protein of 881 amino acids. Gene Ontology annotation, cellular component: transcription factor TFIIIC complex. NCBI's taxonomy places the organism in Eukaryota, Metazoa, Chordata, Testudines, Emydidae. The transcript is spliced from 18 exons.
GUGCGCGAAACAACCCCCUCGUCCCCGGGUUCGCGGCGCAGCGGCAGGCGCGCGAUGUCGGGCUUCAGCCCCGAGCUGAUCGAUUACCUGGAGGGGAAAAUCUCCUUCGAGGAGUUCGAGAGGCGCCGAGAGGAGCGCAAGAGCCGCGAGAGGAAGGAUGGAGAAAGUGUACCUACUGAGGAAAAUACAUAUGACCCAGAUGCUCCAUCUACAUCUGGAAAAGGAUCUGGUAAAUCCCGGAGUCGCAGUGAAACAGAAGGAGAAACAACAGAUGGGGUCAGUAAAUCUGUCCAUCGGGUCUUCGCUUCCAUGCUUGGGGAAAAUGAAGAUGAGGAGGAGGAAGAAGAGGAAGAGGAGGAAGAAGAUGAAGAAACCCCUGAGCAACCCACAGCAGGAGAUGUUUUUGUAUUAGAGAUGGUGCUUAAUCGAGAGACCAAGAAAAUGAUGAAAGAGAAAAGGCCUCGUAGUAAACUUCCUCGAGCCCUCAGAGGCCUCAUGGGAGAAGCCAACAUUAGGUUUGCUCGAGGGGAACACGAGGAGGCUAUACUGAUGUGCAUGGAAAUCAUAAGACAAGCUCCUCUUGCUUAUGAGCCAUUUUCUACUCUUGCCAUGAUCUAUGAAGACCAAGGUGAUAUGGAGAAAUCAUUGCAAUUUGAGUUGAUUGCAGCUCAUUUAAACCCUAGUGACACUGAGGAGUGGGUUAGACUGGCAGAAAUGUCACUAGAGCAGGACAAUAUUAAACAGGCCAUAUUUUGCUAUUCAAAAGCUCUGAAGUAUGACCCUACCAAUGUGCGUUAUCUGUGGGAGAGAUCAAGCUUGUAUGAGCAGAUGGGAGACCAUAAAAUGGCAAUGGAUGGCUAUAGACGAAUCUUAAAUCUUCUGUCCCCUUUUGAUGGAGAACGCUUUAUGCAGUUGGCCAGGGACAUGGCGAAGAGUUACUAUGAAGCCAAUGAUGUCACUUCUGCAAUUGAGAUAAUGGAAGAAGCCUUUACUAAACAUCAGAGCCUCAUCUCCAUGGAAGAUAUAAAUAUAGCAGCUGAACUGUAUAUCUCCAACAAACAGUAUGACAAAGCUAUGGCGGUUAUUACGGAUUUUUCAGGAAUUGUAGUUUCAAAGAAAGUGACUGAACAAGGCUCUUCUGAGGAGAAUAAAGCUGAAGAUAAAGUUAGCUGCUCUAUACCUGAUGGAGUUCCAAUAGACAUCACAGUAAAACUAAUGGUGUGCCUGGUUCACCUGAACAUCCUAGAGCCACUCAAUCCUCUUUUGACUACUCUAGUGGAGCAAAAUCCAGAGGAUAUGGGGGACUUGUACCUGGAUGUUGCAGAGGCGUUUCUGGAUGUUGGAGAAUACAAUUCAGCACUACCACUGUUGAGUGCCCUAGUUUGUUCCGAAAGAUAUAACUUGGCUGUAGUUUGGCUCCGGCAUGCAGAAUGUCUAAAAGCCUUGGGAUAUAUGGAGCGUGCUGCAGAGAGCUAUGCAAAAGUUGUUGAUCUUGCCCCGUUGCAUUUGGAUGCAAGAAUUUCACUUUCUACACUUCAGCAGCAGCUGGGUCGGCCUGAGAAAGCUCUGGAGGCUCUGGAACCAAUGUAUGAUCCAGAUACAUUGGCACAAGAUGCUAAUGCUGCGCAGCAGGAAUUAAAGUUACUGCUCCAUCGUUCAACGCUGUUGUAUUCUCAAGGCAAAAUGUAUGGUUAUGUGGACACUUUGCUUACCAUGCUAGCAAUGCUAUUAAAGGUAGCAAUGAACAGAGCUCAGGUGUGUUUGAUAUCUAGUUCCAAAUCCGGGGAGAGACACCUUUACCUUAUGAAGGUGUCUAGGGAUAAAAUUUCAGACAAUGAUGACCAAGAGACCGCAAACUGUGAUGCAAAAGCAAUAUUUGCUGUGCUCACAAGUGUGCUGACAAAAGAUGACUGGUGGAACCUCCUCCUGAAAGCCAUAUACUCUUUGUGUGACCUUUCCCGAUAUGAGGAGGCAGAGCUGCUGGUGGAUUCCUCACUGGAAUAUUAUUCAUUUUAUGAUGAUAGGCAAAAGCGCAAAGAGCUGGAGUACUUUGGUCUUUCAGCUGCAAUUCUGGACAAGAACUUCAGAAAAGGUUACAACUAUAUCAGGAUAAUGCUAAUGGAAAAUGUUAAUAAACCACAACUCUGGAACAUCUUCAAUCAAGUCACCAUGCAUUCUCAGGAUGUACGACAUCAUCGCUUUUGUCUUCGAUUAAUGCUGAAAAAUCCUGAUAAUCAUGCACUGUGUGUCCUAAAUGGGCAUAAUGCAUUCGUAUCUGGUAGUUUCAAGCAUGCUCUCGGACAAUAUGUGCAAGCCUUCCGUACUAACCCAGAUGAACCUCUGUACAGCCUUUGCAUAGGCUUAACUUUCAUCCAUAUGGCAUCUCAGAAGUAUGUGUUAAAAAGACAUGCUCUUCUUGUACAGGGAUUCUCUUUCCUUCACCGGUACCUGGGCCUCCGUGGACCGUGCCAAGAAUCUUUCUAUAACCUAGGCCGUGGCCUUCAUCAGCUGGGAUUAGUGCAUCUGGCAAUCCAUUAUUACCAAAAGGCACUUGAGCUUCCUCCUCUCAUCUUAGAGGGAAUAGAAGCUGAUCAGACAGACUUGCGAAGAGAUGUUGCCUUCAACUUGUCACUAAUUUAUCAGAGCAGUGGAAAUUUAAGAAUGGCUCAAAAGCUGUUGUAUACAUAUGGAAUCGUAUGAUGGAGUUUGUGGCACCUGUUUGUGACUAAGAGGUAGCCUGCUAGGAAAAUAACAUUUGUCAUUUCCACUGGGGCAUUGAGGAUCUCAGGCAUUACACACCAAUGGAAAGACCCAUUCAAAAAGAUAUGUACAUAUUUUUUCUAAACUGAUCUAGAUGUGAUUGGAUCAGAGUUGUUAGUUACUGUAUAUAUUUUGUUUCCUGAACUUUUGAGCUAUUUUUUCCAUUUCCUGAGGUUGGAACUGUAAAAUGCCCCGAUACAACCAAAGUUCAACAAGCAGGCUUUUGUGAGCAGAUUCUCCAGACAUACUUAGAUGUUGGUUGAGCACCUUAUUGAUGAGUUUUUGUGACGCCUGAAGUUGGUGCUGGUACA